AUGUCCGGCAGGCGCGACUUUUUGAGCCAACCGGCUCCCGAAAAUUACGUUGCCGGUCUUGGUAGAGGUGCCACCGGUUUCACGACGCGAUCGGAUCUUGGUCCUGCGCGCGAAGGACCAACCGAGGACCAAAUCAAGGAAGCUGUCGCCAAGCGUGCAGCACAACUCGGCCUAGGCACCGAAGGAAAGAAGGCAGAGGAAAAUGACGACGAUGAUCGGUUCAAAGACCCCGAUAACGAAGUUGGCCUGUUUGCCGGUGGCGUGUACGACAAAGAUGACGAGGAGGCCGACAGGAUAUGGCAAGAGGUUGACGAGAAAAUGGCGAGAAGGAGACAGAAACAACGAGAAGCACGGGAAAAGGCCGAGCAAGACGAGUACGAACGGAAGAACCCCAAGAUUCAACAGCAAUUCGCGGAUCUCAAGAGAGCGUUGUCGACGGUCACGGACGACGAGUGGGCAAACCUCCCUGAAGUUGGAGAUUUGACAGGCAAAAACCGGAGAAGCAAGCAGACCUUGCGCCAGCGCUUCUACGCGGUUCCCGACAGCGUCAUCGCUGCGGCAAGGGACUCAUCGGAACUGGGCACCACCGUUGCGGAUGACGGAGCUGCAUCAAGCUCCGAACAAGCGGACGGCACGAUGACGAACUUUGCCAAAAUUGGUGCCGCAAGAGACAAGGUUCUCAAGUCCAGGCUCGAGCAAGCGUCCCAGGACGGAACUGAAUCGUCAGUUGCCGGCAGCGCAUCGAGUAUCGACCCCAAGGGCUACAUCACCAGCUUGAACAAAAGCGUCCUUAACGAAUCCCAAGCUCAGGUCGGUGACAUCAACCGUGUACGCGAGCUGUUGACAUCAGUCAUCAAAACGAACCCGAAUAAUGCGCCUGGUUGGAUUGCGGCAGCACGCCUGGAGGAACUGGCGGGCAAGACAGUCGCUGCACGCAAUGUAAUAGCGCGCGGAUGUACACAUUGCCCCAAGAGCGAGGACGUCUGGUUGGAGAACAUCCGACUUAACGAUGGUAAAAAUGCUAAGAUUAUUGCUGCCGACGCGAUCAAGAAGAACGACCGAUCUGUUCGUCUCUGGGUAGAGGCCAUGAGACUGGAGAAUGAGCCCAGAGCGAAAAAGAAAGUUAUUAGGCUCGCUCUAGAUCAUAUUCCCGAAUCAGAGGCACUCUGGAAGGAAGCGGUCAACCUCGAAGAAGAUCCGGAAGAUGCCCGGUUGCUGCUGGCCAAAGCAACAGAGCUUAUACCCCUAUCCGUUGAUCUGUGGUUGGCCUUGGCAAGACUGGAGAGCCCCGAAAACGCCCAAAAGGUACUCAACAAAGCACGAAAAGCAGUGCCCACGUCCCACGAGAUCUGGAUUGCCGCUGCUCGAUUGCAGGAGCAACUCGGCCAGGGUACUAAGGUGAACGUCAUGAAGCGUGCCAUUGCAGUUCUGGUCAAGGAGUCUGCUAUGCCCAAGCGCGAGGAAUGGAUUGCCGAGGCGGAGAAGUGCGAGGAGGACGGCGCCGUCAUCACGUGCGGAAAUAUCAUCAGGGAGACACUCGGUUACGGUCUUGACGAAGACGACGACCGCAAGGACACUUGGACGGAGGACGCAAAGGGCAGCAUCAAUCGCGGCAUGUACGAGACGGCUCGCGCCAUCUACUCCUAUGCGCUGCGUGUUUUCGUCAACAGCAGGACGUUAUGGAUGGCUGCCGCCGACUUGGAAAGAAACCACGGAACGAGAGAGUCGCUGGCCCAGGUCUUGGAGAAGGCUGUCGAGGCCUGCCCCAAGAGCGAGGUGCUGUGGAUGAUGUUGGCCAAAGAGAAGUGGCAAGCUGGUGAGGUUGACAAUGCCAGAUUGGUGCUCGCCAGGGCCUUCAAGUCAAACCCGGAUAACGAAGAUAUUUGGCUCGCUGCCGUCAAACUCGAAGCCGAGAAUGGAGAGACCGAGCGCGCUCGCAAGCUGCUGGAGGAAGCUCGAGACCAGGCCCCCACAGAUCGCGUGUGGAUGAAAAGUGUGGUGUUCGAAAGAGUACUGAGCAACAGCGAUGCAGCGUUGGAUCUCGUACAACGGGCGUUGCAGUACUUCCCAGCAACAGCAAAGUUAUGGAUGCUCAAAGGUCAAAUCUACGAAGACCUCGGAAAGGUCGGCCAGGCACGCGAGGCCUACAGCACGGGGGUCAAGGCGGUGCCCAAGUCUAUUUCCCUAUGGCUCCUUUACUCCCGACUGGAAGAGAAGGCUGGACUUGUUGUCAAGGCUCGAAGUGUUCUUGACCGAGCCCGACUUGCCAUUCCCAAGUCGUCCGAGUUGUGGUGCGAGUCCGUUCGCAUCGAAAGGCGGGCAGGCAACGUCAAUCAGGCGAAGUCUCUCAUGGCCAAGGCACUCCAAGAGGUGCCGAAGAGCGGACUUCUGUGGAGCGAGCAGAUCUGGCACCUGGAGCCACGGACUCAGCGCAAGCCGCGGUCACUGGAGGCUAUCAAGAAGGUGGACAAUGACCCUAUCCUCUUCGUAGCCGUGGCCCGAAUCUUCUGGGGCGAACGCAAGCUCGAGAAGGCACAGAAUUGGUUCGAAAAGGCGCUGGUGCUGGACAGCGACAAUGGCGACACUUGGGCUUGGUAUUACAAGUUCUUGCUCCAGCACGGCACAGAUGAGAAACGAGCGGAUGUUAUCAACAAGUGUAUCUUGAACGAGCCUCGCCAUGGCGAACAUUGGCAGACGAUUGCCAAGCAGCCCAUCAACGCGAGGAAGGGGACCGAGGAAAUCUUGAAGUUGGUUGCUGACGUCUUGGAGAAAUGA
This is a messenger RNA of Colletotrichum orchidophilum, 2775 nucleotides long. Its product is annotated as PRP1 splicing factor. The record is from RefSeq and is a predicted model, not a curated record. Gene Ontology annotation, biological process: mRNA splicing, via spliceosome; spliceosomal tri-snRNP complex assembly. Gene Ontology annotation, cellular component: catalytic step 2 spliceosome; U4/U6 x U5 tri-snRNP complex. Bases 1 to 2775 code for a protein of 924 amino acids. The transcript has 2 exons. NCBI's taxonomy places the organism in Eukaryota, Fungi, Ascomycota, Sordariomycetes, Glomerellales, Glomerellaceae. Gene Ontology annotation, molecular function: protein binding.